AUUAUGGUAUUUUUGACUGCAGGCUAAAAACUAAGUUAAUAAUAAUAUUUGGCUAUAUUUCAACAAAUAUGUACCAAAUGCUAGUUAGGUAUUCAAGAGGGUUGGCUUUUAGAAGGUAGCGUCUGCUUUUUUUUUUUUAUGAGGAAUUUCGAUAGGUGCUAACAAAGGAUUAUUGAUAUUGUGAAUGAGAACAGCGUGUGUGCCGUGUGUGCCGCUGUGUAUUGGGAGUUUAAUUGAUAUUUUCGACUCUUUUCAUCCUAAUAAAAGAGAUUUUUGACAAAGAAAAAUUUUGUGAUCACUGAUUAUUAAACUUCGGGAUAAAGGAUGUAAACUGGAACUCAGUAACAGUUUCAAAAAUCAAAAAAUGUCAAAUGGAAUAAUAAAACUUUUAAAAGUUGAAAAUGAAAAAGACAAGUUGAAAGUUUGAGUUAAACAAUCCAGUGAUUAAAAUCUUUAAAUUUUUUAGUGUUUUCUUACUAUUUUUUGACAUUUCUGAAAAAGAAAAAAAAGAAAGAAAAAAAGGCUAGAAUGCAUUUAGAAGUGGCGGAAAGUUAUCCUGCGGUGGUUUAUGAUGACGGAGAAAAGUCGCCGACAUACGCCAACCUUGCCAACCUGAAGGUUCUGAACUUUACGAGCGGGGCAGAGCUACCAAGUAGUUUAAACAGUCCAGAGGAGCUAUACAAGGAGAUACACAACAUGUCAGGGUUUCCUGAGCCUCCCCCCUACCCAGGACCACCGAAACAGAUAACCGGACAAACAGGUCUCCAUCAGAGUUUCUCUGGAAGCGAGACAAGCACAGAUGUAUCCGUGUCCUCAACGGAAAACUUGCCUACGUGCCAUCGACAAGAACCUCAAGGGGAGGAAACACAACUACCACAGACUUGUAUCUCAUACGAUACUUGCGGAAGCAGUGAAUACAGUAUUCUGGCUAGGCUUGGUAUGCCUACGUCCGGCAUGGAAAUAAAUCCAAUAAACACUCCACAAAUAUACGUGACAGGAAACCCCUCUACUGUACACGGACCUCAUUUCGCGACUAGUCCCGCACAAAGAUGUGGCAGUCAGACGCAGAAUCUCUAUAUGUCUAGUGAAAGUGGAUUCUCAAGUGCAUCUACGUCAAGCUCAAAAUUAACACUUGGGGAUAAUUCAAAUCUAAAUAACUCGUUUACUUCGGGAUAUUCAUGUGACACAUCGCCAAAUGUUCCGUCAAGACAAUCAAUUUCAAAUUUUUCGUCGCCAACAAGUGUUUCAUCCUAUAGUAGUAGUACCCUUUAUGCAAACUUUCCAUGCAGUGUUAAUACUGGCGUAAUAGACCAUUAUCAGUUACAGCAAUUACCGCAGUUUGCAAUGUCGCCACAGCCAGGACAAUAUUUAACUUCAUUACCACCACCACCGGAAUAUCCAGGCGCGUACGAUCCAAGGGAAGCCACUCGUCGAUCGUACGAAAUUAUUGGAAAACAUGAAAUUCCUGGGUCAAGGUCACAGCCAGAGUUGAGCCAUUUUGUAGCCACACAAAACAAGCACUUGGGAAUCGUGCACACGCCGGCUGGCUCCGGAUCAGAUAGAGGUUCGCAGCAGUCUUUAGAAGGGUGUGUAGAUCAGCCACGGUUCUCAUCUGACAUUGAUCAUAUAGCUGCUCAAGCUACGCGUAUGGUAGAUUUCCUUACCGAAGAAAACAAGGCCCUUCGUCUUAAACUGUCAAUGUAUGAUCACAAGGUCACAAAGUUACAAAAGUUCGAACUGGAGAUUCAGAGAGUUCACGAGGGAUAUGAAGCUCUCGUCAAAUCUAAUAAGAAACGCGAACAACUCGAAGUUGCCAUGAAGAAACGUCUUGAGGAAGACCUUAAGAAAGUCAAGGCCAUGAAUUCUGGUUUGAUCCAGCAGUUACAGAACGCUGGUAUCUCAGUACCGGAAAAUGUCAUUCUGGCAUCAGUUGAGCCGACUGACAGCAGUAUGGCACACCUUCUGGCUAAACAUAAAGAGUUGCUGAGCGUGAAAGAGCGACAAGAUAUGGAGAUCGAGGCGCAGCGAUCCACGAUACAGGAGCAGCGUGCUCAGAUUGAGAUUCUCCGCAGUGUACAAGCUAACCAACUUCGUAUGGAUGAGGAGGCUCAUCGGCAACAAAUCAUAGCUGAAUAUGACGAACAGAUCCAAAAAGAACUUUCUUCUAUAAAAGCCGCGUAUGAGAAGAAAGAACUAACGGAAAGAAGCAUUCGCCAAAAGUUGGAAAAAGAUAUGGAGCACUGUCGGCAAAAUCAUGGACAAUUAAUCGUAAAAGGAAGAAAAGCCGAUCCAAAACGUGAUCUAAAUGCCGAUAUUAAAAAAAUGCUUGAUGAAAAAGAAGCAAAAAUCCUUCAGCUUGAGAAAGAAUUAAUACAGUGGAAGGAACAACAACUUGAAGAAAGCAUUCGUAAAAUCAAACUUCAAGAGGUAGAAACAGAAGCGAUGCCACGCCUUCCAGCAUACGAACAAACUAGUACAAACUUGAACAAUACCGAAACUCUUAUACAUGAAGCUAAAACGGAAAAGUUAAAACAAAUGGAAGAAAUAUAUCAAGCCAAUAGAAAAGUUGCAGAACUUGAAGCAAAUGUAAAGUCAUUACAGUCGCAGUUGAGUGAGAAGGAAGCAAUGUUGCGUGUCUAUCAACGCUCACCUAUGACACGAAGUAGCAGUGUUCACACGAUAUACUGUACACCUAAACAUUCGCCGCGGCCUUCCCUCGUCGCAACAGGCUCAUUGAGUAGACAACAUAGUCAGGAUGUUUCGGCGUUCUUAGACGUAAAACAUAAAAAGACUGGAAGUACGAGCGCACUUGAAUCAUAUAGUAAAAUGUCACAAGAUGAGCUAUUCGAAAAAAUUCAAGGCCUCCAGACUACGUCAAAGAGCAAUUCUGAUUCAGAAGAAAGUUCGGAUAUCUGGCAAGUCUGAAGUGUUCUAAAGAGCCACGGGGCACCCUGUUGCCUAGCAACAAACUUGUUGUGUUCGAAGAACUACAUGCAAGGAUCAUGUUCAGAGUGAGGUUUUCGUGACACUGGAAUGUUUUUGUGUUUGAUAAAAGGCCAAAUUUGAAUGGAUGUCAAUUCCAUUCUUUGGAUAAGGUAGAAACAUUUGAGGAAUAUUCAAUGGAGGAAGUAUUGCCUCUGACUCAAGGGAAGUAACAAGUGUUCAAACUAGUGUGAAUGACAAUGGAAAAAGUUACUUCCCUUCAAGAGGAGCUUGAAUGCUAGCAUGAAUUACCUCCCUUGUGUGGAAUUUGUUAAAGAAACUUGCCUAGCAACAGAAACAGUUGCAUAGCAACCAGGAUUACCAGAUAUUCUGUGAUAUUCACAUGUCCUUGUGACAUUAAAAGUGCCAGUAUGUAUAUUGUCAUGAUUUGACUGGGAAAAAUAUAUGUUAAUAUAUGUAUGUAUUUUUAAAGUGAAAAAUGUGGCAUUACUUAAGAAAAAAGGUUUUCAGCAAUAUACUUAUAAUAAUAGAGACAGAUUAUUGAAAUAUUUUGUAUUUAAGAACUGUGUACAUAUGCCCAAUGUCUUUCAUAUAUUACAAUUGUCUUUAAAAAUCAGCUGUACCACUAGAUCUGAGCCUCCUUUUUGUGCCUUUAACUUGAUAUUCAAGUUUCUGUUAACUUGAUAUUUAAAUAUAUUUUUCUCAACUUGAUAUUCAAGUUGAGUGUUCAUCUCUCAUAUAUAACUAUACUAUGUUCAAGCAUCACCACACUUGUUAAUGUACACUGUGAGACAGGUCUGCUACUUCAUAAAAUAUAAAAUUGUCAACAAAGGUAACUAUGGUAACAAAUUGUAACUAUGGUAACUUAAGUAUCACUGCAUUCUAUAAGUACUGUAACAGAAUAUCAAUGCAUUUCGUAACUAUGGUAACAGUUUAUAGAUAAAGGAGAUACAGCUGUAUCCCUGCAUUCUGUAACUGUUGUAACAAGGUAUUACUACAUAUUGUAACUGUGGUAACAGUAUAUGAAUGGAGAUAAUGAAUAGUACCAUCAAGUUGGCAGAAUGCAAGAUUAGAUUAAUAUAUACACAGAUCACUGAAAUAUUUAGACAAUACUUUGGUACAUAUAAUCAUUUUAGUUCACCACCCAUGUCUUUCAAACAUGAGAGAGAGAGGAGGAAUGAAAAAAUUGAUAAGUGAUUUAAGCAUAUUUUCUUUUUUCAUGAAUAGCUUUUUCUGUUUACAAACGUGUUAGAAAAAGACUUUUCUUUCGUAGCAUUUAUAAAGUUGGUUUUCAAGGGGGGAAGGGGGGAAUCUAUAUGAUUUUUUUUGCACAUUAAAUUCCGACAGUGAGAAUUAUUUUUUACUUGCUAUUCUCAGCCGUGCACAGAUUGUUUGACAUUUUCAGGAACAGUUUUUCUUGCAAUGAACUUGACAGGUACCUAUGUGGUACUCGAAUAAUGCACAUUGCACUUUUUGUAAACACCUACAAGAAAAUGUUUGAACGAAGUCGGUUUACACAACCGAUGAGGAAAUUGUCUUGCUGCACUCUUGUUAACGUUUUUGACGAUAAAUGAGUUAAAUCAAUCAGAUUUGAACAGCACUUUUUAUCACUUGUUUGGUGGAAGAAUUUUUUCCCCUUAUUUUCGUUUAAAAUGCGUUUUUAAUUGACUGCAUAAAAGUUGUGCAGUACUUUUUGCGGAACAGUAUAGAUCAUAGAAACUUCUCACAUUAAUAAUGGAAUGUUAAUGGUUUACGCAGGGGCUUUUCGUAUGAUUGAAAUUGUUACCACGUCACUGUGAAGGCAUUUUAGUAUUCGUCUUGCAACAUAAUUGUUUUCUCAUGGCUUGUAAGAAAUUUCUUUGACAUGAAUCACUGGAACUUUAAGCAGAGGCUGACAAAAUUAGAUUUCUUAUUAAUAUAUUCAGACAGAGGUGUGUUGGUUUCACAGUUUGGGAUGAUUUUCUCUUUAACAUAUUAAAUCAGUUUUGAAAGACUUUUUUAUUUGGUAUCAAAUUUAUUGAUUGGUAAAUUACUUAUCUAUCCGUAUUGUGAAGCAUUAUUAAAGUACAGAGAUUCAGAAAUCUAGAUUUUAGAGUGUAAAACUGAAUUUGGAGACCAGUCUGAAAUUCCAAGCAUCUGAUUGGUUGAUUCAAAGCUCAAACUUCAAAUUGACCAAUGACUGUGUAGACUUUAGAGACUGGUUCCAAAAUUCAAUUUUAUAACUAUUUUGUGUGAGAGAGUUUUCACCAUCUGUUUCGACAUUUAUUGUCAAAAAAAGUGUGCAAUAACUAAUGAUAUUUUGUAUUUAUAUUCAAUGCAAAAUACUUGUCUGUGUAUUAUCAUUUCGUGUAGACUGAUACAGGUGCUGAUAUGAACUCAUUGUUGUUUGUUAAUUCAGUUGUGGUCUGCAUGAGUUGGGUCUAAUGGGUUUUUUUUUUUUUCAAGGACUAGGCUAGAGAAAUUUUGGGUAAUAAUUGUCCAGUUUGAAUUUAUCUUUCAAAAGUUAAUUUUGAUUAUAACAUUUGUCUGGAUGUUUACAAACAACAUUAUUCAAAGUUGUUUUUUUACAUACAGAAUGCAACUUUAAUGCUUGCUGUAAAUUAUUAAAUAUUUAAUCUAAGUAAAAUGUUUUUGAUAUUUAUUUUAAAUCACAGUUUUUGUGCUAAUAUUUAAUUGUAAAUUUUGAAACUUUUUCAUUUAAAUGUGACAUUGUUUUAUUUAUUUCCUACCAAUUUUUUUUUUGCCUGAUAUUAAUAGUUUGAAAUAUACAUUUCUAAGAUUGCAUGUUAUGUUCCUGAUGGAAGAAUGUAUGGGAUGUUUUAUUUACAUAGUAAAUGUAACAUUGUUCUGUAAGCUUGUAUGACCAUUGUUGAAUUUGUAGACAAAUUGAAAACACAUGGUUGUUAUAUUUUAUGAACAAAUAAAGUUAUUUAUUUGACUAA
Mercenaria mercenaria is the source of this 5885-nucleotide messenger RNA. Its product is annotated as angiomotin-like. The record is from RefSeq and is a predicted model, not a curated record. Gene Ontology annotation, cellular component: plasma membrane; bicellular tight junction; cytoplasmic vesicle. The coding region runs from base 529 to 2925 and encodes 798 amino acids. The transcript is spliced from 10 exons. Gene Ontology annotation, biological process: regulation of cell migration; actin cytoskeleton organization. Lineage: Eukaryota; Metazoa; Mollusca; Bivalvia; Venerida; Veneridae.